GUUCAGCUGGGUGGGACCGGGAGCCGCGGGCGGGCGAUGAAUGGCCAGCGCCAGCCGCUCGCAGGAAUCACGGGCUGCGGUGCGUGUGCUGCUGCUGCUGCUGCCCCCGGCGGCUCCGAGCCGCGCCGCUGGAGCCCCGGCUCCCCGGGAAUGCUGGGAAUGUUGAGUCAGGGACUGGCAGCCCAGACAGCCGGGCUCGCAGCUCGCUGAGGGACGGCAAGACGAGGGACAGGGGCACACGAGCCUCCCCCGACUGCAGCAGGUUCCUUCUCUAACCCCCUCGCGGGUAUUGCGCGGCUCCGGCUCUCCCUGCUGCAUCCUUCCUCCGCGCAAGUGGGAUGCCGGCUAAACGUGAUGUUGUAAAAUCCAUGUGAGGACGGAAGGCAGAUGCAAUGAUUUGAAAGGUCUGUCUUUGGAGGAAAACCAGAUUUUUGUCUCCUGGAAGAAUGCAGUGAAACUGCCAGUAUUUCUAGCCGGAAUUAUAAAUUUAAUAUUCAACUUCAGUGUUACUAGUUUCUUACUAAAUAGUACCUCAAAGUAGAAGAAAAAUGUAUGGAAGUGCAAGAACAAUCGGCACCUUGGAAGGAAGUCCCUCCAGGUCCCCCCGCCUGCCCAGGUCCCCCCGCCUGGGUCACAGGCGGACCGGCAGCGGCGGAGGAGGGGCAGGCAAGACCUUAUCCAUGGAGAACAUCCAGUCCCUUAACGCAGCCUAUGCAACAUCCGGACCAAUGUACCUGAGUGACCACGAGGGGGUAGCUUCUACUACUUUCCCAAAGGGCACAAUGACUCUUGGAAGGGCUACAAAUCGAGCUGUGUAUGGUGGCCGAGUCACAGCCAUGGGGAGCAGCCCCAACAUUGCUUCUGCUGGACUGUCACAUACAGAUGUCCUUUCUUACACUGACCAGCACGGAGGGCUGACCACAUCCUCACACCACCACCACCACCAGGUUCCUUCCAUGCUGAGACAGGUUAGAGAUAGCACCAUGUUAGAUCUGCAGGCUCAGCUGAAGGAUCUACAGAGGGAGAACGACCUUCUCAGAAAAGAGCUAGACAUUAAGGACAGCAAGCUGGGGUCCUCUAUGAACAGCAUCAAAACUUUCUGGAGUCCUGAGCUAAAGAAAGAGAGAGUAUUGAGGAAAGAAGAAGCAGCCAGAAUGUCAGUUCUUAAAGAACAGAUGAGAGUUUCCCAUGAAGAAAAUCAGCAUCUGCAAAUGACAAUCCAGGCACUUCAAGAUGAGCUUAGAACCCAGAGAGACCUUAACCACCUUCUCCAGCAAGAAAGUGGGAACCGAGGGGCUGAGCAUUUUACCAUUGAGCUCACAGAGGAGAAUUUUCGAAGACUUCAGGCAGAACAUGAUAGACAAGCUAAAGAGCUCUUCCUGUUGAGAAAAACUCUAGAAGAAAUGGAGCUUAGGAUUGAAACACAAAAGCAAACACUAAAUGCCAGAGAUGAAUCAAUAAAAAAGCUUCUAGAGAUGCUGCAAAGUAAAGGUUUGCCUUCUAAAGGAAUGGAAGAUGACAAUGAGAGAACUCGAAGGAUGGCAGAGGCUGAAUCUCAGGUUAAUCAUUUAGAAGUGAUUUUAGAUCAGAAGGAGAAGGAAAACAUGCAUCUUAGAGAGGAAUUGCACAGAAGAACCCAACUUCAGCCUGAGCCAGCAAAGACGAAGGCUCUGCAAACGGUCAUCGAAAUGAAGGACACAAAAAUAGCUUCACUUGAGCGCAAUAUAAGAGAUCUUGAAGAUGAAAUACAGAUGUUAAAGACAAAUGGAGUUCUGAAUACAGAGGACCGAGAAGAAGAAAUCAAACAAAUAGAAGUUUACAAGAGUCACUCAAAGUUCAUGAAAAAUAAGAUUGAUCAACUGAAACAAGAACUCUCAAAGAAAGAAUCAGAACUUCUUGCCUUACAAACUAAGCUUGAAACCCUUAGCAAUCAGAAUUCAGAUUGCAAGCAACACAUUGAAGUGCUUAAAGAGUCUCUUACUGCCAAAGAACAGAGAGCUGCCAUACUUCAGACAGAGGUUGAUGCCUUGCGGUUACGAUUGGAAGAGAAAGAAACUUUCCUGAAUAAAAAGACAAAACAACUUCAAGACCUCACAGAAGAGAAAGGAACCCUUGCUGGAGAAAUUCGAGAUAUGAAAGACAUGUUGGAAGUAAAAGAAAGAAAAAUCAAUGUCCUUCAGAAAAAGAUUGAAAAUCUACAGGAGCAACUUAGGGACAAAGACAAACAACUAACUAAUCUAAAAGACAGAGUGAAGUCACUGCAGACAGAUUCCAGUAACACAGACACAGCACUGGCAACCUUAGAGGAAGCUCUAUCAGAAAAGGAAAGAAUAAUAGAGCGUCUGAAGGAGCAAAGGGAUCGAGAUGACAGAGAAAGACUUGAAGAAAUUGAAUCUUAUAAAAAAGAAAACAAGGACCUGAAGGAGAAAGUUAAUGCUUUACAGGCUGAACUAACAGAAAAAGAGUCUAGUUUAAUCGAUCUCAAAGAACAUGCAUCUUCAUUGGCAUCAGCAGGGCUGAAAAGAGACUCCAAACUUAAGUCUUUAGAAAUAGCCAUAGAACAAAAGAAAGAAGAGUGUAGUAAGUUGGAAGCACAGUUGAAAAAGCAAGCUGAGCAGUUGUUCAAUCAGAUGUACAAUCCAAUGCCAAUUAGGAAUAAUGGGAAGCAAGGGGCUCAUGAAGCUGAAGAGGAGGCACGGAUGAAUCCAGAAUUUGCAGACAGAAUGAAACAGCUUGACAAAGAGGCAUCAUACUAUAGAGAAGAAUGUGGCAAAGCUCAGGCUGAGGUUGACAGACUUCUAGAAAUACUCAAGGAAGUAGAGAAUGAGAAGAAUGACAAAGAUAAGAAAAUUGCUGAGUUAGAAAGACAUAUGAAGGACCAAAACAAGAAGGUUGCCAAUCUGAAGCACAAUCAGCAACUGGAGAAAAAGAAGAAUGCACAGCUGUUGGAAGAAGUUCGUAGGCGAGAGGACAAUAUGACUGACAACUCUCAGCAUUUACAAGUAGAAGAGCUGAUGAAUGCACUGGAAAAGACUAGACAAGAAUUAGAUUCUACCAAAGCCCGUCUUGCCUCAACACAGCAGUCUCUGGCUGAGAAGGAAGCACAUCUGGCUAACCUGAGAAUAGAGCGAAGGAAACAGCUUGAAGAAAUUCUAGAAAUGAAACAGGAAGCUUUGCUUGCUGCAAUUAGUGAAAAAGAUGCAAAUAUUGCCUUGCUUGAGCUGUCUGCUUCAAAGAAAAAGAAGACUCAAGAUGAAGUAAUGGCUCUGAAACGAGAGAAGGACAGAUUAGUACAUCAGUUAAAACAGCAGACACAAAACAGAAUGAAGCUGAUGGCAGAUAACUAUGAUGAUGACCACCACCACUACCACCACCAUCACCACCACCACCACCACCGCUCUCCUGGGAGGACACAGCACAACCACAGACCCUCUCCAGACCAGGAUGAUGAGGAGGGUAUCUGGGCGUAGCCUUCCUAUAAACCAAAGUUCCAGUUUUGUUUUGAGGGAUGAUCCAGUCACUGUUGGAGGCACAUAGCCACGGCAAAAUCUCAUGCUGUACAUUGAUCACCUGUCCAACCUUUGCCUAGAGUGUGAUCCCCAGUUCCUUCAAGAGAUCCAUCUUUACCUGUCUAUAAAGAAGAAGAGGAGGAGGGAGACAUCUGGGAUAUUCAAGUAUCAAAGUUUAACACCAGAGCAGUUGUCAGAGGAACUAGUGAAAAAGGAAGAAAAAUCUGUAGCACUGGAAGGUAACAAUGAUAAUCUAUUGCACUGGAUCUCCAAACAUGACCAUGAUAUCCUGGAGAAGAUCACAGAUGCAGAAAAUGAAUGCUAAGGUUGAUAUCUAAUGAAAUGCUGCAUUAAUUAGCAUUUUCUCCAUUAUUUCUUGUAGUCUAUUGUGAAAUUAGAUACUUUGGAAAAUAAUGAAGGAGACUCAAGCAGAAAUUGUAAGAACUUCAUUUCUGUCUCUAAUGGGUCUUGUGAGUUACUCUGUUUUUAUAAAGAAACCAUCUGUUCAGAAUAUAGUUGUUUCAUGAAAUUUAGUUAAACAGGUUAUUUAGCUAAUUUUGGUAAAUUAAUAUUGAUUUUAAUAGGUAAUUCAGAUUCCCUUAGAUGUGGUAUCUGCAUUUGCUGAUUUUACCUAGUCUAUUCUAAAGUAUCACUUCUAUUGCACUAGAUUAUCAAAGAGGUAUUAGUAAAAUGCUAUAUAAGGGUGUUGGCAUUAACUUUACCCCCAGUUAGAUACAGGCUUUUCCAAAAAAUAAAAACAAGCCUUUACCCUCCUCUGUUUUCUUUUGUCUACUGAUAAAAUAGUAUAAAUUAAAAACAAACCAAAACCAAAUAUUGAUACUAUAACCGGUAUUAAGCUCUGGGCCAGGUUGGAAAUGAAAUCAAUUUUUGGUACUAAUAACUGAUGACAAAGCUUAGUUUUAUGAAAAUAUGGUGUGUGUCUCUGACAAUGCAUAGGACAUCUAAUUUGAACAUAAAUAUAUGAUUAUAUACAAGAUGUAUCUAUUCCUGGAUGGUAAAAGCUUGAGGUGUAUAUAAAUAUGUAUGUGUGUAUAUAUGGAUAUGUACACAAGGAUAUAUCAACCUUUUACCAUCCAAAUGCAUACAUGUUUUCAACAAUAAAAGCUGGGACUCUUAAAGAAACAAACAAAAACAAAACAAAACAAACAAAAAAAGAUUGCUGUAUGUGCACUAGGUCUCCUGUAAAUGUGGAACUGUUUGUUAUUGUUCUUUACAUUGAAAAACAGUCUCCAACGUGGACCCCAAUGAAUCUUAGAUGUUAAAGAAAAUACCAAUGAACAAACAGCACUUGAAGGCUGUUUGUGUCAACAAAAUGUGUCUAGUAAAAUAAAUUUAAAGCACAUGCAAGGAAAAAUAAAAAUGUGAAGUCAUUACAUUCAGUGAGAGACUCUUAACUGACAGUCAGAUCUCUGCCACUUCUCAAGGAGAGGUUCCUUCUGACUCCACAAACAUUUCCAGUCAGUCUGGCAAACAUGUGCAAAUGUUUGGCUGUUUUGUUGAGGCAUCUUUUUGUCCAUGGAAGAAAUGCUUCCAUGCUGAUGGCAGUGGAGAUAGAAUAUCUGCAUUUUUAAAGGACAAACAAUAAAUUUAAGCAUGGGUGGCCUUAAUCCUUAGUAGUUUUUCUUUGCUGCUGUUAAAAAAAAAAAAAAAAAAAAAAAGAAAAAGAAAAAAAAAAAAGAAAUUUAAUGGAUACUCCUAAAGUCUUGCACUGAAUUUAGAAUUUUUUUUUUUCAAACCUGUGGUGCAAUUAACCCUAAACAUCCUACAUGAGCCAUACAUAGUAACCCCCUUAAAAUAAUUGUCUAGAGAUGAUAUUUUAUUUAUUUGUACCUUGAUUCUAGGUGCAAUCAAAGAGCAAUUUAUUCGAGCAGGAGUCCUGCUGGAUGUUACUCUCUUCAGUAAAUAGAAUAAAAUGUAUAGAAUUAGCAUAGCGUAGAUAAUCUCAAUUUCAUUCAUGUUUAAAAAGUUUGUCCUUUAACUAUCAAUGGCAUUUUAGAUCUUUGUUUUUGAAACAGCAAAGCUUUUGGGAGUAUAUUUAGCACAUAUGACAAAUGUUGCACUUGGAAACUCAGACAACAAAACUGGUUUCUCAUGACAAAUUUGUUGUCGCAGUAGGGGACAAUCGUCUGUGUCUCUUACAAUCAGGUCUUUACCUUAACUCUGCAACUGAAUACUUGAAGUAGGAUAUAAACUAGGGGGAAAUAGGGUCACAGAUACAAAGCUGUAUAGUUAGAUAUUUAUAUGUAUGUGCCAAUUUUGUCACAGAUAUUAUUUUAGGGGCAUUUUUGCUCCGCUCAUGUUGGUAUGAGUAUUGAUCUAAACUUUUAUCAGGGCCUAAAAGUUAGCCCCUAAAGAGGAAAAUUUUGUCUAACAUUGAGUUUUUCUUUCUUGCUUUGCUUUGUUGGUUUUUUUUUCCCUCCUUCUUUUCAUUUCAUGUGAUAUUCUAUGAUGUUUGGAGAAAAUCUUUUCAUAUCCUAAAAUAGAAUCUCGGGGUUUACAAUAAACACUGUGAUGUUGGGAAGUAUUUAUUUGAGCAAUGUUUGGUAGAUUUUUUUUUCCCCCCUCCCCUCUGAGUGUAAUGAAGAAAACCAACUUUUGCUUAACAUUUAAGAUAAUGGUUAUUAUUUUAAUGUGAGAUCAGUCUUGUACUGCACAGUCUUUCUUUCAUUUAAAUGUACAGUAUGAAUUUUGUAUUUAAUGAAUUUUGUGUAUCCAGUAUGCACGUACCUGCACAUUGACUUUCAUUUGAAAGUGGGUUUCAAUUUACUUUUUAAACAGUGUUUAUGAAAAGACCUCAGAUGUGUUGACACAAAUUAUAUCCUCAAUGUUUCUUUUGUGUGCAUAGGGUGACGUUUGAGUGUGAUGUUCUGCAGCAAUGGGUCAGUAUCCCCUAUUUACCUUAGAUCCUCAUUUGAUAGUGCUUCUUGUAAUAAUUUUUUUUCAAGUGAGUGGCAUGUUCUGGAUUGUGAUAUUGAUAUAUGGUUAAGGACAUUGAUAUGAAACUAAGGAAUUCCUAGAAAUUACCAGUGGGCAUGUAUUAGACAGUCAUUGUAAUUUAAUGUCUUGUAGAAGUGUAAAGUACCAAGGUAUUUAGAGUUCAUAACAUUGUUAUCAUGUGUAUGGGAAGUAUUUAGUGUUGAUCAGCUUGUUUAUUUUCAUCAAAUAAACUUUUUC
Molecule: messenger RNA, 6704 nt
Organism: Oenanthe melanoleuca
Lineage: Eukaryota; Metazoa; Chordata; Aves; Passeriformes; Muscicapidae
Gene: ERC2
Product: ELKS/RAB6-interacting/CAST family member 2
Exons: 20
Coding region: 549-3470 (973 amino acids)
Biological process (GO): maintenance of presynaptic active zone structure; neuromuscular synaptic transmission; regulation of synaptic plasticity
Cellular component (GO): cytoskeleton of presynaptic active zone
Molecular function (GO): structural constituent of presynaptic active zone
Source: RefSeq, a predicted model, not a curated record